UUGACUAUCCUAUUCAAGAUAUUUAAUUUUGUCAACUUGCGGUUGGCGGAGCUUUAUCAACGCGCAUGCGCAACGUACGUUUUGGCUGGAUUUUUGUUGGCAGGAGUGCUGCGGCUUCCUUUUCCUCGCUGCUUCACAGAGUCCAUCAGGAUGUCUACACACAGGAAGAAAACCAGGAAACUACGAGGCCACGUCAGUCACGGACACGGUCGCGUGGGCAAGCAUAGGAAGCACCCAGGUGGUCGCGGUAAUGCCGGUGGUAUGCACCAUCACCGAAUCAACUUCGACAAAUACCAUCCCGGUUACUUUGGAAAGCUCGGUAUGAGGAAUUAUCACCUGCGACGCAACACUAAAUGGUGUCCCACUAUCAAUCUAGAUAAAUUAUGGACUCUGGUCUCCGACCAGACAAGAUUGAAAUACAAAGAUGUUGAAGGCAAGGCGCCUGUAAUCGAUCUCGUGAAAGCGGGAUAUUACAAACUCCUGGGAAAAGGUCGACUACCGAAGCAACCUGUUAUUGUCAAGGCUAAGUUUUUCAGUAAACAGGCGGAGGACAAGAUCAAGGCAGUUGGUGGGGCGUGUGUUUUGUGCGCGUAAUCGAAAUACCAUUCUUCAUAAAUGUUCAUGUACUGUAAGUACUUAACUUUGCUCCAAGUACUGAGUAAAGUUUAGUAAAGUGUGAAAUGAAAGGUCAAGAUUAAUUCAUGAAGGAUGUAUUUCGAUGAAACGAUAAAUAAACAUUUUUUAAAGCACA
Molecule: messenger RNA, 751 nt
Organism: Wasmannia auropunctata (little fire ant)
Lineage: Eukaryota; Metazoa; Arthropoda; Insecta; Hymenoptera; Formicidae
Gene: RpL27A
Product: 60S ribosomal protein L27a
Exons: 6
Coding region: 151-594 (147 amino acids)
Biological process (GO): translation
Cellular component (GO): cytosolic large ribosomal subunit; ribosome
Molecular function (GO): structural constituent of ribosome
Source: RefSeq, a predicted model, not a curated record